AUGGCAACUUCUGCAGUAACCCCCAUCACCAGUGUAGAGGAAGCAAGCAGGGAAUUGUCAGCAGAUACCCCUCCGCCAAUGCCAUCAAGAGCAGCGCUGGAACAUACUUCCAGUCUAGGAAACUCCAAUGAUACCAAGCUCAUCAAUCGUUCGAAAUGCGUGGUGUACUUGGUACUCUUUCUAUCCGCUGCCAUUGUCAGCGUCUCGGUAUUUCUGCUUGCGGAAGAGGAGGAUAAGCGAUGGUACACGGAUGAGUUCGAAGAACGCGCCGAUGAGGUAGUGAAAGGGGUAGAAUCGAGUUUGCUACAUUCCGUUGAAGCCAGUGGGAACAUGGGGGGCUCCUGGACGCUGCAAACCACUCAAGAUCCUUCCGCGAAUGGUGCAAAUGGUACCUAUGCCAACUUUGCUGUUCUUGGGGAAGCUUUGUCUAGCAAUGGACUUACUCAAGUGAUGACAGUUGCUCCAGUAGUGACGGCUGCAACUCGCACCCAAUGGGAAGCCUAUGCGGUCGAAAAUCAACGAUGGAUCGUUUUGGAUUUGUUAUUGCUAUCCAACGCCUUUGGCUACAAUGUAGGAAGUUUGAAUCCAGGAGAGAUUCCAGAGCGCAUCUAUGGAUACGACAAUGAAGACACUGCAGCAGAACAUUUACCAAUCUGGCAAAUGUUUCCACCGCCACAGAAUGCAUCACAGUCUCCGAUCAUGUUCGAUCUCCUUUCCAUUGAUUGGUUUGCGGAUCUUUGGAACAGAAGUCUUUACACUAGCUGGCCAGCCGUCUCUGCCAUUCAAGAUCUGGACUUUUUGGUAGACUAUGCAGGCUAUGAGCGAGAAGAAGAGGUGUCAUCUCCCAAAUUUGUAAUGGUACAGCCCAUCUUUGGGGGUUAUGAGGUCACCGAUGGCAUUACUGCAGCUGCAACCUCCGUCAUCUCAUGGGCUGAUUACUUCGCCGUAGUCUUGGGAGACCAACCGUCUGGAAUAAUUGUGGAUAUCCAUCACAAUUGCCCACAGAGCAAUGGAUUGACGUAUUCCUUCAAGAAGACGCAAGACUCUAUUGUGUACCUUGGUGAGAACGUUGAUAUUGCUUCUUUAGAUGUUGCAUUGACCAAGGACUACAAUCUAUUUGGUGAAGGCGCCCCAGGACCGAGAGCAUUCCUCGGAGGUGAUUCCUGCGGAUACAUCUUGACGGUUCAUGCGACGACAGAGUUUAUCGAGCUAUGGCAGCGUGAUGAUUCCUUCUUGGCUUCGGCUACUGUGUUGGCCAUUUUUGGUUUCACGGCAUUGGUCUUCUUCACCUAUGAUUUCUAUGUACAACGAAGGAAUCGCAGAGUGACCAAUACCGCUGCUCGAUCCACAGCAAUCGUCUCGAGUUUGUUUCCCAAGAACGUUGCGGCGCAAAUGAUGGAAGAGAUAGAAGAGGCUACUACUACUAGAACCGGGAAGCGAUCGACCAAAAUGUCUGACGCCGUCCAACAAUUGGUUGGGUCCUCCAAUUUGUCGCAAGGGAAUGCAUCGGCUUUGGCAGUGUCGAAGAAGGCAGCCCCUAUUGCGGAUCUGUUCGAGCAUACCACAAUCAUGUUUGCGGACAUUGCUGGCUUCACCAAAUGGAGUUCUACACAUGAGCCUUCCGAUGUCUUCACGUUAUUGGAAACGAUAUUCAAUGCAUUUGACAACAUCGCUGAUAAGCGGCAUGUUUUUAAGGUUGAAACUGUUGGAGACUGCUACGUAGCUGUUUGUGGCCUACCGGAUCCUUGCCGUGAUCAUGCGAUUGUGAUGGCAAGAUUCGCUUGGGAAUGUAUGCGAGCAAUGAGAAAGAUCAGGAACAAGCUGGAGAAAAAGCUCGGAGCCGACACUCGAGAAUUGGAUAUGCGGUUUGGGCUCCAUUCUGGACCAGUGACUGCUGGCGUAAUUAGAGGACAAAGACCUCGUUUCCAGUUGUUUGGCGACUCUAUGAACAAGACUUCCAGAAUCGAAUCUUCUGGGCAAAAGGGAAAGGUCCACAUAUCAGAUGAGAUGGCCAACAUUCUGAAGGAUAGCGGCAAGGAACAUUGGCUCUCAAAGCGGGAAGAUGUCGUCAAUUUGAAGGGAUUGGGCGAGGUUCCAACAUACUGGCUCGGUCUUCAGAAUGAACGACAUUCGGCAACUGGUUCAGUUACAAGUAUUUCAUCUACUGAUCCAUCUGAACCUUCUUCCAACGACGAGCUUGCUCUAAUCAAGAAUCAGAUCAAUGACUGGAAGAAUCUGCCAGAGCUCACGUCGUGGCAUUCCAAGUUUCUUGCAAAGUUUUUGGUUCGAGUCGUCCACGCCCGACAAGCUAGUGGUCGUCAAAUUGAAGUCGACGAAGAAGGCCUUCAAGCUGCAGAAAAGACUGCUCUAUUUGGACAUGCCGAUCCUUCGGAUUGCAUCCAAUUCGAAUCCACGACAUCUCGUGAUCUUGACUCGCAGACCGCAAGCAAGCUUGACAAGGCCGCAAUGGAUCAGUUGAAGGAUUUCGUCCAACAAAUCUCGGACGCGUACAACCCUCAUCCUUUCCACAAUGUCCAACAUGCCUCGCAUGUCGUGACAUCUCUGAAGAAGCUUUUGGAGUCGAGUCAAGAGAAUCCACUGGAUCCGUUAACAGAGUUUGCGUUGGUAUUGUCAGCCUUUGUCCACGAUGUUGAUCACCCAGGUGUUUCGAACGAGCAGUUGGUUGCGGAGAACGAGGCCCUUGCCAAGAUCUACGAAUCGAGUCCUGCCGAGCGGAACUCUUUGGAUGUCUUCUGGAAUAUAUUUUGCCAAGAGAGCUUCCGUGAAUUGCGACGAACUGUGUAUCAGACAACCGAAGAGUUGGAGCACUUUCGCCAGGUGAUGGUCCAAUCCAUCCUUUCGACCGAUAUCAUUGACAAGAGUAUGCAACAAGAUCGAAUCAAGCGAUGGGAGGGGUGUUUGAAGGCAGGCGGCAACGCGACACUGGGCCAGCGCAAAACUUGUAUAGUGGAGCAAUUGAUUCAGGUUAGCGACAUCGCUCACACCAUGCAACACUGGGGAUUGUACCAAAAGUGGAAUGGCAAAUUGUAUGACGAAAUAUCAGCGGCCUUCCAUAAUGGACGGGGGGGAAAGAAUCCAAAGGAAUUUUGGUACAAGGGAGAACAGGCAUUUUACAAUGAUAUUGUGAUUCCAGUUGCGACCCUGCUUAGUGAAGAGGUUGCUUUUCGCACAUCAGGAAGAGCCAUGCUCCAAAAUGCAAAGGAUAACCUGCGAGAAUGGAGAGGCAGUGGCAAGGAAGUUUUGGCAAGCCUUUAG
Molecule: messenger RNA, 3276 nt
Organism: Cylindrotheca closterium
Lineage: Eukaryota; Bacillariophyta; Bacillariophyceae; Bacillariales; Bacillariaceae
Source: the annotation of a GenBank genome assembly